Molecule: messenger RNA, 1269 nt
Organism: Trichosporon asahii var. asahii CBS 2479
Lineage: Eukaryota; Fungi; Basidiomycota; Tremellomycetes; Trichosporonales; Trichosporonaceae
Exons: 15
Coding region: 1-1269 (422 amino acids)
Source: RefSeq, a predicted model, not a curated record
AUGUUUUCGAUCAAGCUGACCGCAGACGAAGAGGCAGUAUCUCAUGUCAGUUUCGAAGAUUUUCGAAGAUUUCUCAGCGGUAUUCUGGUGUGCGGUGAGCUGGCCUGGGCCCGAAAAGAGCUGACUGCAGACCCUAGAUGGCGAAGCAGUCGCCGACACUGGGCAUGUGCAAGAGACAAAUCUGACCACUUGGUUGGGCCCGACUUCAGGCAUGCGAGUGCUGGAGGCUACGCGAGCUUGCCGCAAGGUGAGCUGCCCCGGGGUUUGAGUGCAGCUGACGAUGGCAGGACGGUGAUGGAGCUGCAUGUCUUUUUGAUCCCCGUUCCCAUUGCCCCGACUGUCGGAGCAUGCGCCGGUGACUGUCGACGGCUCUCCAGUGCUGCACCCACUCGGCUGAAAGCUGAUCUCGUGGCUGAAGCUGACGAGAUGCACCAAGUUCUGCGGACAGCCGUCGCGCUACAGAACACUAUCAGGACAAACCCCCCGGGUUCCGCGUGGCAAGUUCACGAAAAGAUGCACAUCUCUGCAAUUCUGUCAGCUCACAAACCACGAUGCGAGCUGACCCCAGCUGCGAAGGCGCAGCAUCAUAGGGCUGAGAAGAGCCCGAUUCCUCCUGGCGCGGCAUGUCUACCAACUGUCAGCAAGCGGGCAGCCAGUUCUCCUACAUUCAGCGACUCGACUGUCAGCUCUGGUUCUCAGAUCUGCGUAGCUGAUAUCCCAGGGUUGCCCGGAAUGCUUAUCCCAUUGGUCUGCCAUCAGUCCCGACGUGAACACGUCCUCCUUGUCGGCGCUACUUCUCGAUCCACCACUCUGCCACAACUCGGUCCUGCACUCAUUCAUUCGGAGGUCAGUUUCGAUGCGCUUUUAACUCGAGGCGGGGUUCUGAGGUGGGGUGCUCAUGGUUCUCCUACAUCAACAGUUGAGUCCGUUAACAUGACACUGAACUUUCCUCGCGCUCGUGCUCAUCUCGCCGCUCCUCCCACUCUCGGCGCACCUGCUCGCCUGGCCAGUCCUGCUAUUCUUGCAGUCAACUUUGAAGAGCCCGGCAGCCAUGUCGACAACCCGAUCGUGCUAGACUCUGCCCCCAGCUCCAGGGCACCCUCCCCACUCCAGCCCGUCGAUAUGCACCAACCGCUCGCCCGUAUCCACCAGGAGAACCAGCAACUGCAGGCCCAGCUUGCCCAGGAGCGCCACUGGUCUGCAAUCGCUGACCGCCGGAUCCAGCGCGACAGCCGCAUUAUCCGCACCAUCCGCAAAGCGCUCAAGUAG